Molecule: messenger RNA, 1241 nt
Organism: Solea solea (common sole)
Lineage: Eukaryota; Metazoa; Chordata; Actinopteri; Pleuronectiformes; Soleidae
Product: GTPase IMAP family member 6-like
Exons: 2
Coding region: 99-1022 (307 amino acids)
Molecular function (GO): GTP binding
Source: RefSeq, a predicted model, not a curated record
UUUUUUUUUUUUUUUUAAACAAGUGAAAGUAAAAAGACUCAGAGUCGGGGUCAGGAUCAGGACCGGAGAAGACGCAGUGUCCCCUGGAAGAGACAAGCAUGGAUUAUCAAAGCCUCGACACGGAAGACAAUGAACUCAGGAUUGCACUGGUUGGAAAAACUGGAGUUGGGAAGAGUGCAGCAGGGAACACCAUCUUAGGAAAACCAGUUUUCCUAUCCAGGCCAUCUUUCUCCUCUGUGACUCAGCAGUGUAUGAAGAAAUCAGGAGUGAUUGCUGGUUUAACUCUGACUGUUGUUGAUACUCCAGGUCUGUAUGAUACCAUCAAAAAAAAAGAAGAGGUGGUGAAAGAGAUCGGUAAAAGUAUCUCAUUCUGUGCUCCUGGUCCUCAUGUGUUCCUGGUUGUGAUCCAAGCGACCAGAUUCACAAAAGAAGAGGAAGAAACCGUGCACAUCCUUCAGAAGAUGUUUGGUGAAAAGGCCAAACUGUACAUGAUGGUACUGAUCACCCAUGUGGACCAGGUGAAGGACGGUGGAGUUUCCAUGGCUGAUUUAAUCAACGAGAACAAACCUCUCAGGGAGUUCAUCCUGCAGUGUAAGGGAGGAUACCAUGAGUUUAACAACAAAGACAACAGUCUGUAUCAGGUCAGUGAACUGGUGAGGAAGAUCAACGCCAUGGUUCGCAACAACGGAGGAAACUUCUACUCCAGUGAGAUGUUUGAAGAGGCUGAGAAGGCCAUAAGAGAAGAAACGGGACGUCUGAUGAGAAUUGAAAACAUGAAUCGCAGGGAAGCAAGAGCCACAGCAGAGGAGGACAAUCCCUUCAUCUGGAACCUGGUGAAGACCUUUUCUGCUGGACUUAUUACUGGAGCCGCAGCUGGAGCUGCUGUUGGAGCCGGAACUGGAGCGGUUGUUGGAGGAGUGGGAGCUGCACCGGGAGCUAUCAUUGGAGCUGUAGGAGGAGCUACAGUAGGAGCUAUAGGUGGACUUGUGAUAGGGACCAAGGACAAAUGUGUCAUUCAGUAAAUCAGGGCAGGGAAUUGUAAUUGUCAUGGUAACAGUGCCAGUCAUUAUCUCUCAUUAAUGAGUCACCAAUUAACAACAUGUUUCUUAAUAAAAACAUUUUUCCAGAUGAAAAUCUGAAUCUGGUCCAUCAUUUAUUGAAAACAUUAUAAACUGCUCUCUGUUUAACGUUGCUGUGUGCUGAGCCCUGGUUGUCACAGGGUUGCAGCUCUAACAGGCUGU